Clupea harengus (Atlantic herring) is the source of this 1695-nucleotide messenger RNA. RefSeq names its product carbonyl reductase [NADPH] 1-like. Gene Ontology annotation, molecular function: carbonyl reductase (NADPH) activity. Lineage: Eukaryota; Metazoa; Chordata; Actinopteri; Clupeiformes; Clupeidae. The record is from RefSeq and is a predicted model, not a curated record.
CCAAUCAGUGUCACGGGGGGCUCCGUAGAAGCACAGGAUAGCAAGCAGUUCAAACAUUUGAGACUUUCCAGUAAUCACUCCUUCAUGGCUAUUGUGUUUUUAGGGCGCCCUAAUUGUAAGACUCAGAGGAUGAGGACACUCAGUGACAGCCAGGUAAGAGCAGAAAAGCAGGUUGAGCGAGGAUGACACUGCAUAUAGGAUUUAGCUUUAGACACCGAACACACAUAUGCUUAAUCGUGUCACAAAUCAAUUCUGCCGUGUCAGUUUGACGGUGCACUUUUGUUUUCUGAAGGCGUGUGUGUGUAUGGAGCUCGAUAGGCGUAGCUCCCCGAUUGCGCUUGUAUUUAUACUUUCCGCCAUCAUACUUUCACGUUGAUUCUCAUUUCUUUGAACCCUUGGGACAAAAUGUCGAGAAAGGUUGCUGUUGUCACUGGUGCGAACAAGGGCAUCGGAUUUGCAAUUGUACAGGGGUUAUGCAAAGCUGGGUAUGCUGGCGACAUUAUCCUCACUGCCCGCAACGACAAACUCGGGCAGGAGGCUGUGCAACAAGCGAAGUCCGAGGGAUUCAAUAACGUGCUGUUUCACCGUCUUGAUAUCUGCGACCAAAGCAGUGCAGAAGAACUCUGUAAAUUCCUGGAGAAGAAUUAUGGCGGUUUGGAUGUCUUGAUCAACAAUGCUGGGAUUGCAUUCAAAGAUUCUGCAACUGAACCAUUCGGAGAGCAAGCUGAGGUCUCCAUGCGGACCAACUUCUGGGGCACCCUGUGGGUGAGCAAGGCUCUCUUACCCCUGCUGAGGCCUAAGGCGCGAGUGGUCAACGUCUCCAGCUUCGUCAGCAAGAGCGCUCUGGGCAAGUGUAGCCCAGAGCUACAGGCAAAGUUCCGCAAUCCAGAUAUCUCAGAGGAGGAGCUGUGUGGACUCAUGGGAGAGUUUGUGGCGGCAGCUCAGAAGGGCGACCACGAAGCCAAAGGAUGGCCAAACACCGCCUAUGGUACUACUAAGAUUGGCGUGACAGUUCUGUCCCGGAUCCAGGCCCGUGUUAUGAGCCAAACGAGGGCAGGUGAUGGGAUCCUGCUGAACGCCUGUUGCCCUGGCUGGGUGCGCACAGAUAUGGCCGGACCCAAAGCCAUGAAAAGCCCAGAGGAGGGGGCCGAGACACCCGUGUACCUCGCUCUGCUCCCCGCCGGAGCCACUGAACCCCAUGGGCAGCUAGUGUGGGACAAGGUGGUGCAUGAAUGGUGAAAUACUGUACAAAUAAUAAAAUACAGUAAAAAAUACUAACCAAUAACUCCGUUAUCAGUGACCUAUUCUGCUUUGUAAAAUUAUUUAAACAUGGUUAUAGGAACAUGCAUAACAUUUUGCAUAACAGUAGCGGUGUGAGAAGGGCUUUUUUAAAGAGAGUAUAAAACAAUUUUACAAAUACUUGAAGUACAGAAAAUAACAUGCAAACUGUAAAUUUGUGCUUUUUUACUUUUCACUACGUUUUUGAGAUCUGAGUUUGUUUGCGUGAAUCGCACAAUAAGGUUAUGAGCUGAUUUAGAUAGUGAGAUAGUCAUUUAGAUAGUGAAAUAGAUCAUUUUAAAGCUUAAGCCAUGCCUAGAACCAGAGAAAUACACUAACCCCAGUAGUUUUGUAUAUUGUUUGUACACUGUUUCUUUACAAAUGAGUAGAAAUAAAUGACAACUUGAUUUUUCAGUA